AUGGGUUCCAGCAACGGUCCUGUAAGCCUGUCGGCGCUCAGCAGCCCUGCCGCGGUGCCCAAUAACAACGACGACGACGACAGCAACAACAACAACAACAACAACAGCAGCAGCAGCAGCAGCAGCAGCAGCACCCAAUAUCAUCAAUCAGCAGAACCACCACCUUAUUCCGGGCCCACAAGCACCUCAACCCCACGCCAGCCCUCCGUUCCCUUCUCUUCCUCCCCCUCCUCCUCCCACCACCAAAAGCCUCCCCACAAGCACCCAGGCCUCCCUCUCCUCAACUACCAGCUCUACGCCCCGCCCCUGUUCGAGCUCUCCUCGGACUGCACCACCCUGAAGUCCACAGCGCCCUACCUCUCCUCCUCGGCAUCCGCCCUCGUCAACCUCAUCCGCGCCCAGGCCAGCGUCCCGCCCAAGCCACAGCUCCACAUCACAGGCACGCGCGCCAACAACUCUUACGGCAAGCCCGACUUUGCCCUCAAGCUCAACCUCAUGCACCUGCUCGUCCCAGACGAGACCGCCACCAUCACCAUAACCACCACCGGCGGGAAGAGAGGGCAGCAGCGCAUGGACUACAUCCGCACAGUCGCACCAGGCGAGCCCGCCCUGCGCGGCGGAACCCGGCCAUCCCUCGAGCCAGACCUAGGCGACCACGCCGGCCUGGAGGCCUGGGCGCGGCGGUUCGUCGAGGACAAGAGCCCCGUCAAGGCGUUUGUGCUGGAGCGCACGGUCGUCAACCUCGACACCAGCUGGCUCGAGGGCCAGGUGCGGAGCCUGGUGGCCGCGACGGGGUACAAGGGCGUCGUGAGCGUGACGUUCCCCGUGACGCACGCGAGAGUGGUCGUGCAGAGCCCGGACAAGGUGAACAAGUUCUUCACGGGCCUGACGACGCUCUUCUCGGGCAAGAGCACGUAUGAGGUUGUCAAGGCCGUGUGGCCUUUUGCCUCGUGUAGCAAGGAGGACGAGAGGGUGUGUGUGGUGCAGAGCGAGGAGCAGUGGUGGAGGGAGUGGGCGCAGUCGAUUCGGUAUGCGAUUGCCACCAGGAGGAAUGGCUGGGUUACGGUCGAGGACAAGCUGGAGGCCAUCAUGGAAGGGAAGGGAAAGGGUAUCUCGACGGUCGACUGGGGUGAUGCCUGGCAGUACUAA
Cryphonectria parasitica EP155 is the source of this 1149-nucleotide messenger RNA. RefSeq lists its product as uncharacterized. The record is from RefSeq and is a predicted model, not a curated record. Bases 1 to 1149 code for a protein of 382 amino acids. NCBI's taxonomy places the organism in Eukaryota, Fungi, Ascomycota, Sordariomycetes, Diaporthales, Cryphonectriaceae. The transcript is spliced from 2 exons.